UCGCGUGUUUAUUGGCUCUUGCCACUUAUCGGUGGACUGACGGACCUGGGUGCCAGCCAGUCUCUCCACAGUGUGAGAGGGCAGAAAAGUGCAGAGUAGCAGGGUAUCUCUUGGUGGUAGGAAGGAGCCAGCAGGAAGUAAAGGCAUCGUUUGAGGAAUUUGUCAAGACGGGAGCAAUGGAAGGAGGGGGAGCAGGACUGUUCACCGGCCCAGGAGUGUGCAGUGGUGGUGCGCAUGAGCAAAAGGAAGACGAGGCUUGAUUUGUGGAGCGAGCGCGACUUCUCGUCGCGUCAACCAAUCCAGAUGCAGCAGAGGGGUGGGGUCUGGCCCUCACUGGCGGACGCGGCGUUUGCGCGCGGGUUUCGUCGCGUUGCAGCGGUUCGCGCGAGUCGUCUUCCGCGCCAUGGAGUCUGGGCUGAUCCGGCGUUUAGCGGCGCGCUUGGGUAUUGCCGAGCCAGAUGUGCUGAGGAAAGCAGAGGAGUACUUGCGACUGUCCCAGGUGAACUGUAAUGGCCUAUCUGCACAUACCACAGAAACCAGCAGUGCAGUCAUGUGCCUGGACCUUGCAGCUGCCUGUAUGAAGUGCCCCUUGGACAGAGCUUAUUUAAUUAAACUUUCUGGUUUGAACAAGAAGAUGUAUCAGAGCUGUCUUAAAUCCUUUGAGUGUUUACUGGGCCUGAAAUCAAAUAUUGGAAUAAGAGACCUAGCUGUACAGUUUAGCUGUACAGAAGCAGUGAACAUGGCUUCAAAGAUAUUGCAAAGCUAUGAAUCCAGUCUUCCGCAAACACAGCAGUUGGAUCUCGACUUAUCCAGGCCACUUUUCACCACUGCUGCAUUAUUGUCAGCAUGCAAGAUUCUAAAGCUAAAGGUGGAUAAAAAUAAAAUGGUAGCUACAUCUGGUGUAAAAAAAGCCAUAUUUGAUCGACUAUGUAAACAAUUAGAGAAGAUUGGGCAGCAGGCUGAUAGAGAGGCUGGAGAUUCAGCUGCUCCACCACAGAAGAAAAAGAAGACAAUGGCUGAACCUCUAGCAAAGGAAACAGAGAAGGUAGUAGAAAGCUCACAUAAACUGCAAGAAGAUGACGAUCUGACACAGGAUUAUGAAGAAUGGAAAAGGAAAAUUUUGGAAAAUGCUGCCAAAGCACAAAAGGCUACAACAGAGUGAUUGCAGCUUCUAGACUACCUUGGGUUGCAAACCAAUAGUACAUCUGCCACCUCAAUGAAGAUGUGAGAGCUUGGGAAUUUUGUUUGAAGUUUUAUAACAAGGAUCCUAAGGCUGUUGCCUUAAUAGCAAAGAAGCAAGCACUGCAGCUGAGCUCUUGGCGGCAGGCUGGCUGGUGACAUGGGCAGCAAAUUCAUUAGGUCAGGCACAGUGCCUGGUUGGCAUGGCCUUGGCUCCCCACAGGUAUGCAUUCCUACAAAAUGGAAUUGAAGCCAUUUUGCUCUUUCGUUUUAAGCAAAAGAUAGUUUCCUGUCCUAUCCCGAAUAUAAAAUUCAGGUUGAAUGGAGUCUUAAGGAUUUUACUUGGGUUUUUAUGUAAGUUUCAUGGUUUGACUAAAUCAGUGUAUGGUACAGCCUAAGUUAAUAAAUGUUAUUUUUAUAUGCA
Leptonychotes weddellii (Weddell seal) is the source of this 1603-nucleotide messenger RNA. It is a transcript of the gene ORC6, whose product is annotated as origin recognition complex subunit 6. Gene Ontology annotation, molecular function: DNA binding. The record is from RefSeq and is a predicted model, not a curated record. Gene Ontology annotation, biological process: DNA replication initiation; DNA replication. Gene Ontology annotation, cellular component: nuclear origin of replication recognition complex. NCBI's taxonomy places the organism in Eukaryota, Metazoa, Chordata, Mammalia, Carnivora, Phocidae.